GUGCUAUUUAUCUGAUGAGGACAGUUUUGGUGGUCUGCCAGGUCUUUCAGGUGGUUGUUAGGAGUUGUCUGAGUAUCUUCUAAUCACUUUUUGAACUCCAGUUCCGCUUAUUUAUUUAAUAUGCCUUAUGCAUAGAUUAUCUUACAUUAAAUCCCCUCAGAAAUGUUUAUGGGAAAAAAUAAUCAGUUGUGCUUAAUGGCUGUUUUCACUGAAAAAUAAAUAAAUGAAGGAUGGGCUUUUGCACAGCGCUGUAAGUUGCACUCUUAUCUGCACUUGAAAGGCCCUACAUGAUGUUAUCUGAGCACAUUUAUGGACACCAGCAAAAGCCUUUUGAAAAAAAAUAAUAUUUGCUAGAUUUGAUUUUGUGUAGUUAGAGUAAAUCAACCCAUUAGUAAUGAACUGUCAUGUGAUGUUGACCCCCGAAUCAUAAACUCUGUUUUGUCUAUCUUGAUGUUUCUGUGUGCUUUGUAGCGAAGCAGCCGACGUGAGUCGCUUGUUCAUAAAACAGCUAAUGAAACAGAGCACAUCCCACUGGACAGCCGGCUGUGCUUGCUUACAUUUGGUUCAUGACUUAAAAAAACAAGUUCAGGAGUUAUUCCUGAUGAGUCUAAAGCUCUGUCACUGCUUGCUCCAGCCAAUGCCGUUGCAGGAUUGCUGCCAGGGGGCGGGCUUCUCCCCACACCCAAUCCAGUGCCAUCUAUUGGCGGUGUUCCUCUUGGCGGUCUUGGAGGGCCUGCCAUAGAUGCAAUGGCUGCUUUGGGCAUGCCUGGACCCAACAUGAACCCUCAGUCUUUGUCAGCAGAACAGCUGAUGAAGAUUAUGGCGUCAAUGGAUCCCAAGUUGAACCCUAUGGCUGCUGGUUUAAACCUGAAUCCUGGACUAAAAGCAGAUGCCUCAAACAAGGAGAUUGAGGAGGCCAUGAAGAGGGUGAGAGAGGCCCAGUCACUCAUCUCUGCUGCCAUCGAGCCUGGAAAUAAGAAAGAUGACAAAAGGAAGCAUUCACGAUCAAGGUCAAGGUCACGGAGGAGGAGAUCAAGGUCCCGCUCCAAAUACAGGCGCUCCAAGAGCCGAUCCCGGCGGAGGUCGCGCUCCAGGAGCAAGAGGAGGUCAAAGAGCCCCAGAAGGAGGAGAUCUCACUCCAAGGACAGGAGCAGACGUUCUAGGUCAAGGGAUCGAAGGAAAGAGGAUAAGGGGAGGAAGCGUUCCAAAACUCCGCCGAAAAGCUACAGCAGUGCCAGACGCUCCCGCAGCACCAGCCGCAGACGACACAGGAGGAGCCGCAGUAUGUCUCGCUCACCUAAGAAGUCCAGAUCUCCUAAGAGGAGGCUCUCUAGAACUCCUUCUCCCAGGAGGCAUAAGAAGGAGAAGAAGAAGGAUAAGGAGCGUGAUAGGGAUCGUGAGCGGGACAGGAGAGACGAUCGUGACCGAAACCGAGACAAGAGAGAACGUUCCACCAGCAAGAAGAGCAAAGACAAGGAGAAGGAUCGAGACAGGAAGUCCGACGGCGAGAAGAGCGAUGUUAAGGUGACGAGGGAUUAUGACGAAGAGGAGCAGGGCUAUGACAGCGAGCGAGAGGAAGACCGGGAGAGGAGUUCAGACGUGGCUUCGCCCCUGCAGGCGGCCGGACUGCAGGCCGACAGUGCCGACGACGCAGGGAGAGGAGAGUCGGACGGCCCGAGCGACGAGCAGCAAGACGAGGAUAUGGAUAUGAGCGACUGACCCCAGCAUAGGAAGAGUGGCCAUUAUUAACCAAGCUGAAAUCAGUUCCACAUUUUCUCUUGCAAUGUUUCUGGUCAGAGUUUGGGUUUGAGUGAAUGCUCUUAGUGGUAGACAAGGUCAAAGGCAUCUUUUACCAGAAUGUCCAGAGCGUUCCUCUCUUUACCCCCCUCUACAUCUCUCUCCAAACUACUGUACUCACCGGUGAAACUUAGUCUUAAUUACGUACAUUUCAACAUUUUAGAGUCUUUUCUCCUGUCUGAUUUGGAAUGGUGUUCUUCAUUAGUUAGAUAUGACACUUUCUCACACUAAAGGCGUCACUGAAUCAUUCGUGAGAUUUCUGGUUAUUUGCGUUGAAGAAGAAACUCUAAUGCUUCAUAUAAAAAUGCUCAAAGAAGUCAGGUUGUGUUUAAAGUCAUCUUUUUAUAAAUAAAAAUCAGGCCUCCUGUUUAAAACGACACUUUUUUGUCGUUUUAAGUCUGAGAAUGUGUGCGAAGGUGGUUUGGAGUAUCAUAGCAUCAACAUAGCCUUUUUGUGAUUUUAUUUAAAAAUCAUAAUUGGUAAUAAUGUUACUGGGCAACAAUGAUGUUUAAUGAGUUUUCUUUAGUUUGUUGCUGUUCACUCAAGUUUGUACAUCCAUCGUUCUCAUCCUCAUAGAUUGUAGAUUAUUUGGAGAAUGGUUAUCUGUGUUGUUUGCAAUAUGAUAUAUAAAUUGAAAAUAAAAUGUUAACUCUUAAAAUGCA
This is a messenger RNA of Colossoma macropomum (tambaqui), 2459 nucleotides long. It is a transcript of the gene srsf11, whose product is annotated as serine and arginine rich splicing factor 11. Gene Ontology annotation, molecular function: RNA binding. The transcript is spliced from 11 exons. NCBI's taxonomy places the organism in Eukaryota, Metazoa, Chordata, Actinopteri, Characiformes, Serrasalmidae. The record is from RefSeq and is a predicted model, not a curated record. Gene Ontology annotation, cellular component: nucleoplasm. The coding region runs from base 748 to 1719 and encodes 323 amino acids.